GUUCAUGUCAUCCCAGCUGAGCGUGUGUACAUGUAUGUGUGUAGCAAUUUCCCAUUGAUUUGAAAUGCGGGUUUAGGACAUAGCCCAUAGGUGAAAUUGGACAUAUCAUUUUAUUAUACUUGCAUCUAUAUUAAAUCAAGAUGGCAACUUUUGGAAGAACAUUUGUCAAGUACAGGUCUGUUUUACUGGGAGUUGCAGCUGGUAGCUCAGUGUUGGGAUAUGGUGUUUACUACAAAACAGUCAAUGUCGUACAAGCCAGAAGCAUUCAUACAGAGCAACAGAAUGUUGAUGUGUCAAAGUUCAUGGCCGAACCAAUCACAGUUGUCGACAAACUACAAAAGCAAGAUGAUAUGAAGAAAAGAAUGGAACUGUAUAUUCUGCAAUUACAGGCUGAUAUUUGCAGACGCUUUGAGAAUCUUGAACAGAGUAAAAAAUUUCAGGUUGAACGUUGGGAAAGAAAAGAGGGUGGUGGCGGCAUCAGUUGUAUCUUACAAGAUGGUUCUGUUUUUGAAAAGGCCGGCGUGAAUAUUUCUGUUGUGACGGGAGAAUUGCCGCCAGAAGCUGUAAAACAAAUGAAGAGUCGUGGUAAAAAUAUUGGUGAGGGUAAAUUGCCUUUCUUUGCUGCUGGUAUCAGUUCUGUUAUUCAUCCUAGAAAUCCCAUGGUUCCUACAGUGCAUUUUAAUUACCGAUAUUUUGAGAUUGAUGAAGGGAAUGGUAAAACAACAUGGUGGUUUGGUGGCGGUACGGAUCUCACUCCUUAUUAUCUGGAUAAAGAGGAUGUUGUACAUUUUCAUAAAACUUUAAAAGAAGCAUGUGACAAGCAUGAUAAGAAGCACUAUAUAGAUUUCAAGAAAUGGUGUGAUGAUUAUUUUUUUGUAACUCACAGAGGUGAACGUCGUGGAGUGGGUGGAAUAUUUUUUGAUGAUUUGGACAAACCAUCACAAGAAGAUUGUUUCAAAUUUAUUCAGUCAUGUGGAAAUGCCAUCAUGCCGUCAUAUGAACCUAUUGUGGAGAAACAUAAAAAUGAAAAUUUUGGCUACAAAGAACGACGGUGGCAACUGUUAAGGAGAGGAAGAUAUGUGGAGUUCAAUUUGGUGUAUGAUAGAGGUACCAAGUUUGGUUUGUACACUCCUGGUGCAAGAAUUGAAAGUAUUCUAAUGUCAUUACCAUUAACUGCGAGAUGGGAGUAUAUGCAUACUCCAAAAGAAGGCUCAAAAGAAAUGGAACUUAUGGAUGUUUUGAAGAACCCUAAAGACUGGGUUUGA
Molecule: messenger RNA, 1265 nt
Organism: Saccoglossus kowalevskii
Lineage: Eukaryota; Metazoa; Hemichordata; Enteropneusta; Harrimaniidae
Product: oxygen-dependent coproporphyrinogen-III oxidase-like
Cellular component (GO): cytoplasm
Molecular function (GO): coproporphyrinogen oxidase activity
Source: RefSeq, a predicted model, not a curated record